Molecule: messenger RNA, 708 nt
Organism: Ctenocephalides felis (cat flea)
Lineage: Eukaryota; Metazoa; Arthropoda; Insecta; Siphonaptera; Pulicidae
Product: paired box protein Pax-6-like
Exons: 6
Coding region: 1-708 (235 amino acids)
Molecular function (GO): DNA binding
Source: RefSeq, a predicted model, not a curated record
AUGCAUGCAAUGGUAUGGUUUCAAAAUCGGCGCGCAAAAUGGCGAAAAGCUGAACGUCUGAAAGAAGAGCAAAGGAAGAGGGAUGGAAAUGCGAAUAUUACGGAUUCCAUCAAUUCCAGCGACAAGAUUGAGGAUAGAAGUAGAUCUAGCACCCCCUUAAACGGUCCUGUCUCACCGGGAAGUCCCGAUCCAGAUAAUAUUACAAGGCCAGGAUCAGCAAACUCGAUCCUCCAACAAACUCCAAAUUCAUCACCGAUUCGUUCCCAAGAUUUGAAUCAUUCGAGUGAUAACCCUCACGACCCCAACGGGGGCACCACAGAUACGUCCCUGACUGAUGGGGGGCCCGCUCAUAGGGCUCCAGAAAUACUCGGAGGCGUCGAUGUGACACGAAACGCUUCGGCGACACCCGAACAUAGGAUAAAUAGGAGCCCCAUGUCUUCGGUGAGUUGUCAUUCACCCUUGGAGACGGCUGCCCUUAGACAUCACGUUGCCCUCGGACCGCACUUUGGACACCAUAUAUUUUCAGGAUUUAGCGAAAGGGGCGGCUUUGAAAGGACCGCGCCCUCUCCGAAAAAGGGCGACCGAGAGGCUACGUCUUUAUCGGGGAAUCACUUCUUUUGUGAUGGAAUUGACACUGAAUGGGAUGAUGUUUAUAGAUUUAGUAGGUUGGGGGAUGAUACAGCUAUUAAGUCAUUAAGGAUUGCUUAA